UCGAGGUAAUGUAACACAUAUCAUAAUGAUUGUACCUUAAUUGAAAAAAAAAACUUGAUUUAAGAUCUUAAUAUCUGUGGAAACACGUCAUCCCUGCUGAAAAAACCAGCAUAUGCUGGUAGGUAUGUUUUGAUGCUGGAAUGCUGGUUAGGUAGGUGUUGAUGCUGGUUUAAGAUGGUCCUUUGCUGGUUUUUGCUGGUCAUGUUGCUGGUCAAGGACCAGCAUAAACCAGCUAAGGACCAGCAUUUUACCAUACGUGGAGGUUUGAAGGUGUGCAUGUGGAUUUUGUUGGUAGAAGAGGUGAGAGGUGUUCGAGCUCCUCCUCCGCGGCUCCGCCCAUUUCCAGCGUUUCUCCGCCGUUUCACACUCGCACUAUACUGCAUGAUCAUACACUGGAGAGCUGAUGCUGGAGGACGCUGUGGACUUAAAAUGAAUAUUCUGCAGGUACUUCUCGCUGUUAUGUGUUUCAGCUUCGAUAACGCUCAGGGUUUUAACGUGGGGACUUCUGGAGCUAAGAUCUUCUCAGUGUCACCAGCAGAACAGUUUGGUUACUCUGUUCAACAGUUCAGCAACAGUCAAGGAAAAUGGCUCCUCGUGGGUUCACCAUGGAAAGGAUACCCUCAGAAUCGGAAGGGAGAAAUCUAUAAGUGUGAUGUUAGCAGCCCUGGAGGCAGCUGUCAAUCACUUAACCUUCAGAAUUCUGUCAAUAUGCCAACCAUAUCCAACAACAACAACAUCAACAUGAGUCUUGGUCUCACUCUGACUCCAACGCUCAAAAAUGGCGGAUUUAUGACAUGUGGUCCUCUGUGGGCUCAGCUCUGUGGAAGUCUGUACUUUUACCCAGGAAUCUGUGCUGAAGUGAGCCCACAGUUUACACUCCAGUCGGCUUUUUCUCCUGCCACUCAAACUUGUGGCAGUGUAAUGGACAUCGCCAUAGUUUUGGAUGGAUCCAAUAGUAUAUACCCAUGGGAACCAAUCGUUGAGUUCCUCAAAAAACUGUUGGAAAACUUAGACAUUGGACCUCAAAGCGCUCAGGUGACUGUGAUGCAGUACGCUGUUGACACCUCGUUCGAGUUCUACCUGAAUUCCCAUCGGACAAAAGAUUCCAUGAUUAAAGCAGCUUCAAAUAUUCAGCAGAAACAAGGAUUAGAGACUAAUACUUUCAAAGCCAUUGAUUUUGCCAGAAAGAAUGCAUUCCUAGCCAAAAAUGGAGGUCGUCCUGGGGCCACUAAAGUGAUGGUGGUGGUAACUGAUGGAGAGUCACAUGAUGCUAGUCUGAGGAACACAGUUAUACCGGCCUGUGACAGCCAAAAUAUUACUCGCUUCGGCAUUGCGGUGCUUGGAUAUUAUUUAAGAAAUGACAUUGACACAAGCAAACUCAUCGCUGAGAUUAAGUCAAUAGCCAGCAGUCCAACCGAGAAAUUUUUUUUCAACGUGUCUGAGGAGGCAGCACUUAUAGAGAUCGUCGGGACUCUUGGAGAUCGAAUCUUCAACAUUGAAGGUGUUGGAAAAGGUACUGGGGAUAAUUUCAAAAUGGAAAUGUCCCAAGUGGGGUUCAGUGCACAUCAGACCAGAAAUAAGGAUGUGAUCUUACUGGGAGCAGCUGGAGCAUAUAAUUGGAUCGGGACCAUUGUGCACCAAACUGCUCAGAAAUCUGACGUGUUGCCCAAAACUGCUUUUGAGAAAGUCUUGGAGGACAGAAACCACAGUUCAUUACUCGGAUACUCUGUGACGUCUGUGACCGACGGCUCGUCUGAGUUUUAUGUGGCCGGUGCUCCUCGUGCCGUUCACAGAGGACAGGUUGUAGUUUACAGCAUCAACAGCCAGAAUCAGCCCGUCAUCAUAGAUUCACAGAGAGGAGAUCAGAUCGGCUCUUAUUUUGGCAGCGUUCUCUGUCCUGUUGACGUGGACACUGAUGGUGUGACUGAUCUGCUGCUGGUCGGAGCUCCAAUGUACAUGAGCGAGGAGAAAUCUGAAACAGGAAGAGUCUACCUCUUCGCCAUUACCAAGGGUGUCUUGAGUAACCAGGGCUUCUUGGAGGGUUCUCAGAAGAAUGCUCGGUUUGGGGCGGCCAUCACUGCCGCCCCCGAUCUUAACCUGGACGGCUUCAGUGAUGUGGUUGUUGGCGCUCCACUGGAAAGCAAUGGCCAAGGUGCCAUUUACAUCUACUAUGGAGACAGAAAAACCAUCAGAAAGCAAAGCUCACAGAAAAUUGUUGGAACGAAACUGGACCCAGCGUUGAAGUUCUUCGGCCGCUCUCUAGACAGCAGCAGAGAUAUGAACGGAGACUCGAUCCCAGAUGUUACGGUGGGGGCUUUUGGGAAAGUGGUCCAACUCUGGAGUAGAGGCAUUGCAGUGGUCACGGCCAAGGUUUCCUUCACCCCUGACAAGAUCAGUAUCCUGAGCAAACCGUGCCGCUAUAGCGGGAGGCAGGUGUCCUGCUUCAAGGCUAAAGUCUGUUUCAGUGCAACAUUUAAACCAGUCAAUCCACUGGGGCCAGUGGACGUCAAGUACAGCCUGACUCUGGAUGCCGACUUGCAGUCGUCUCGGGUCAGCCCGAGAGGUCACUUCAGCAACUUGGAUCGAGUCGUCCAGAAAGACAUCAGUGUCUCCACACAGGACGUGUGUGAAGAGCAUGACGUGUAUGUGCAGGAGACCCCUGACCUCGUCAACUCGAUUGCUUUGCGUGUGGAUGUAGUUCUCAGCCGCCCAGACGCCGACCCCGUUCUAGACGUCUUUAGUCCUACUGCGUGGGAGUUUUUUAUCCCGUUCUCUAAGGACUGUGGUCAAGAUGAAGUUUGCUUCAGUGACUUGGUACUGACGGUGCAGAGUGAAGAGACACUUGGCAAAACUCAACUGGUGGUCAGCCAGAACAAGAAAAGAUUGUUCUUCACUGUGACCGUGAUGAACAGGAAGGAAAAUGCGUACAAUGCACGAGUGUCAGCCAGCUACUCCAGUAACCUGUUUUAUGCUUCUGUUAUACCACAGCAGACUGAAGGAGCAGAGGUGAAGUGCACUCUGAUGAAAGAAUCAGACACACUCAUCUGCCAAGUGAGCUAUCCAGCGCUGAGGAUGGACCAAUCGGUUACAUUUGUGGUCAACUUUGACUUUAACUUGAAUCAGCUUCAAAAAGACGCCAAUGUUGUCUUUGAAGCUUUAAGUGACAGCACAGAGGAAACUCCCGCUGAUAAUAAGAUCUCUGUCUCCAUUCCUGUCCAAUACAACUCUGAGAUCAUCCUCAGCAGAGAAUCAAACAUAGAUGUUUAUUUGCUUGAAAAAGAGGGGGAUUUCGCAACCACAGUGAAGAGUUUCAAGGACAUCGGCCCAGAUUUUAACUUUAACUUAAAGGUUUCUACAGGAAAUGUCCCAGUCAGUCUGGUUUACUUCACUGUCUCGCUGCCCAUCACCACCAAAGCAGGAAAUCCUCUCCUGUACACAACCAGCAUUAAAACUUCACCUGCUGAAAAAAUCCAUUGUGCGGACAGUCAACUGACUGACCCGUUUAAGAUCGGUGAAAAACCUUACACAGCCCGAAUCACAGAGGAGAGUUUCAGAGGAACAGAUGAACUGAACUGCAAAACGGCCACAUGCCGCUCAAUGAAAUGCGUCCUAAAGGACCUCGAGGGGAAGAGUGAUUAUUACGUGAAUGUAACCACAAACAUAUGGAAUGGCACCUUUGCAAUGGCUGAUUUCCUGUACACUGUGCUCUCUGUGAGAGCUGAAAUUGAGACGUCUCAACCAGAGCUACUGUUCAUCGAACAGAAACACCUGCAGGUUGAAGUCAAAGUGAGCAAACCUGGAGCUAAAGGAGGCGUUCCAGUGGGCGCCAUUAUAGGAAGUGUUAUUGGCGGUCUGCUAUUAUUGGCUCUUGCCGUCGCAGGGCUUUGGAAGCUUGGAUUCUUCAAAAGGAAGUAUCAACCGAUGAUGAACGCGGCCGAAAAUGACGCAGAAAAUCAGGAACUGCAGGAAAACAGUGACACGCCCUAAGAAACCCGCUGAGACCAAUUUGGAGAUGUCACUGCUUCCUUCUCUGACACGAAUAGCCAGAAAAGGGCUAGAAAGAGCAAACUGGGUUUUCAAAAAUUGCCAGUUUGAUUUCAGUGCAGCAAGUCAAAUAUUGGCUUUCAAAACCCAUUUAUCUCUGGUAUGUUUUGUUUCCCUGCUUGACUUGAACGCUGGUGUAUGUUUUUGGCACAGUCUUACCGCUGCCAUUCAUUUUCUGAGUAGUUAGUAUUCAACUAGAUCUUUGACUUUUGUGACUCAGGAUAUCAUUUUUUACACGCACGGAUGGUGGUCCGUAUAUUACACAAUAAGACUCUUUUUUUGUUUUGUUUUAUUUUACAGAAAGCCUUAAAUAUUAAAACCACACACUUUUACUGUGGCUGCCCAAAUUUGACGGAUUCAGAGAUAACAUAACUUUAAAGCUGCAUUAUGUAAGUUUUGCCUCUUUGUCGCCAUCUCUCUUUGAAACAUGCAAUUGCAUUUUUUGCGAAAUGAUCUUCUUUACUUGGGUUGUGCAUCGGCACGGCUCCUCAGUGUGGAGAAUCUAAUGUUUUGAGGUCAACGCACCAGUGUGGAUAUUUACUGUACUUUGGAAUUACUGAUACUAUGUCUUAAAAGUAUGUCCAAAAUAAGAAAAUGUCAUCUGAACAAGUAACAUGUCUACCAGUUUUGUUCAGACCAACUAAAAGAAAGAAGGUUUAUAAUAAAUCACACUACCAAUGCUCAUUAAGUCUAAAGGUCCUUGCAGAGUCCGAAAUUCUUGUCCGAAAUGUUCGCUUGUUAAAAAAAUUAACCAUCCGUCAUAAAAAAAAAGAAAAAAAGAUCAUAUUGGGUUCACUUUUUUUCAAUUUUUUGCAUUUUUCACAUCUGUAGCAAGCAUUUUGAAAGGUGUUUUGACAAUUUUUCUGUGUGUGACGAAUUUUGGCAAAUACGAAAAAAGCUCAUGUGCAAGGACCUUAGGGAUCACAAAGUUAGCUCAGAUCAUGUCAAAACGUGCAAAUUAUUAUUACUGUUAUACUGUGUUCUCAAAUUCUUAAUGUUACAACAUCAACAUUGCGUGAUUACGGGGUUUUAGUGUGUAUUAGCAUUAUCUGUAAAAUCAAUCUAAUCUGUAAUUGUCAUACCAUUCGAACGUCAUCGAAAGAAAAAAGAAUUUAAUGUUCUUUAGAACUCGUUCUAAAAUUACCCUUUAAUUGACCCUUCGCAAAAACCCUUAGUUACUGUUGCAGGGCUCUACUUUUCUUUUUAGGAGCACUUGUGCUCCUAACUUGCCUUAAAAAUGACCACAGUCCAUUAUCCUCCUCAUUACAAGGUGAUAUUUGACUCCUUAAAGUGAUUUACAAGGAAAUUUUGUUUUUGCCUUUGUAAUGGCAUUUUUCUAACUUUUUUUUCUAUAUAUUUUUUUAACUAAAUUUCAAAAAAUGUAUAUUUUAUAAGCUUUUUAAAAAAACAACAGAAUAAGACCAAGUAGAAUAGGAAUAAGUUCCCAAUCAAAUGAAAGUAUCAAAUUAAUGAAGUAUUAACUAAAUUAAUUUGUACUACAGAGGUGGCACAAAAGAACACAAAAGUGGCUUGUAGGUGUAUUUUCAUGUUUAAUGAGGCUCAGCGGUGGCAUGAGUGCAAUCAAAUUCAUAAAUUCAUGUUGAGAUUAAUGUUUUAAAUAUAAAAAAUUUGAAUAUAGAAAUACUAAAUUAUUUAAAUAACUGAAAAGAUACUUUAAAAAUGAAACUAAAACUGCCAGCAGGUGGCAGCAAGUCACUGAUUUAAUUACUGAAUCAUUCAUUCGAUUUGUUUGAACGGCUGAUUCAUUCAGGAAAAAAACAAGUGACGUCUUUAUAAAUGGGAAAUUGAAUCAUUGACUCAAUAGAUUCCUUUAAAAACGCACAUUCAUAAACAAACACUGCUGUGUUUCAAACUAUUUUUGACAGCGAAAAGAGCAAAAUCAGGCAAUAGUGUUAUAGUCAGACAAUGUAAGUCACUUAAUAUUAACUUCUGGUUUAUUUAACUGUUGUAUUAAAUCAAUAUCUCAUUUACAAACUCUCUUAAAAAUCAUUAUAAGCUGUCACUCAUCUUAGUUCAUUGCGAUCUCACAAAGUUGUACUAUAAUCAAUGAACCUCUUCAACUCUGUCUACACUUUUGU
Molecule: messenger RNA, 6143 nt
Organism: Labeo rohita (rohu)
Lineage: Eukaryota; Metazoa; Chordata; Actinopteri; Cypriniformes; Cyprinidae
Gene: itga2.2
Product: integrin, alpha 2 (CD49B, alpha 2 subunit of VLA-2 receptor), tandem duplicate 2
Exons: 29
Coding region: 175-3987 (1270 amino acids)
Biological process (GO): cell-matrix adhesion; integrin-mediated signaling pathway; cell adhesion mediated by integrin
Cellular component (GO): integrin complex; external side of plasma membrane
Molecular function (GO): integrin binding
Source: RefSeq, a predicted model, not a curated record